UCAAGGUACUGGCCAAGGAAGGCCACGAUGCAGCAAGGAAUAAUUGUAAGAUACUAACAGACCUCUUCAAUCGUGGUAAACAUGCGCGAUUCGGUUAUUGGGACUCAGUGCACGUUUCAGUAGCCUCUCCAUCAUCUCUAUUGCGAAGGCUAUCGCUCCCGAGCUUGCCGAAACCUCGGAGCUUAAUGAUGAGUAUCUCUAUACCCAAUGCCGCCUCAUUUUGAAGGAAAUGGCCGAAGCGGGUAAUCCGGCUGCCAGAGAUCACAAUGCCUUGCUAGCCGACUUGGACAGCAUUGUCCAAAUGCUCACAACCAAUGAAGAUGCCGGACCGAUUGAAAGACCAGCAGAAUUUGAGGUUCCGUCAUUAGAGUUCUGCGAGAGCUUAUGGUCUGAUGUUGAUUGGGUAGAAUUCUUGAAUAAUUGCUCUCAGUGGGCAUAAAGAUAGAUGUUGGAGAAAGUAUGGUUGUACAUGUUGAAUGACUUU
This is a messenger RNA of Fusarium verticillioides 7600, 484 nucleotides long. RefSeq lists its product as hypothetical. The transcript is spliced from 2 exons. Lineage: Eukaryota; Fungi; Ascomycota; Sordariomycetes; Hypocreales; Nectriaceae. Bases 230 to 439 code for a protein of 69 amino acids. The record is from RefSeq and is a predicted model, not a curated record.